AUGAGCCAAUAUCUCAACGUACCAAAGUCCGAACUGGACCAAUCUCAGAUCCGAGAGCUCGAGCAGUACGAGAUCUCCCAAGGUCCCCUUUCUGUGCUACAGCAAUCUGUUCGCAACCACACCCAGAUCCUUAUCGCACUUCGCAACAACAAGAAACUCCUCGCAAGAGUCAAGGCCUUUGACCGUCACUCGAACAUGGUUCUCGAGAACGUCAAGGAGAUGUGGACCGAGGUGCCCAAGGGUAAGGGAAAGAAGCCCGUCAACAAGGACCGCUUCAUCUCCAAGAUGUUCCUUCGCGGCGACUCGGUCGUUCUCGUCCUACGAAACACUGCUUAG
Molecule: messenger RNA, 336 nt
Organism: Sporisorium graminicola
Lineage: Eukaryota; Fungi; Basidiomycota; Ustilaginomycetes; Ustilaginales; Ustilaginaceae
Exons: 2
Coding region: 1-336 (111 amino acids)
Biological process (GO): RNA splicing; spliceosomal snRNP assembly
Cellular component (GO): catalytic step 2 spliceosome; U2 snRNP; precatalytic spliceosome
Molecular function (GO): RNA binding
Source: RefSeq, a predicted model, not a curated record